AUGUGUGUGUCCUUUCCUUCACAGAAUGUCAGGGUAGACCCCAACAGCCUGUCCUUCGAAAUGUGGAAGCAGAUCCCGGUUCCCUUCUACAUGUCUGUGUACCUGUUUCACGUCCUGAACUCGGAGGAAGUGAUGAAGGGGGAGAAGCCCAGCCUUCAGGAGCGGGGCCCCUACGUCUACAGAGAAUACAGAGAGAAAAGAAACAUCACUUUCAAUGACAAUGACACGGUGUCCUUCUUAGAAUAUCGGACUUUUGUGUUCCAGCCUCAAAUGUCCCAUGGCUUAGAAACCGAUUAUAUCGUGAUGCCCAACAUCUUGGUCUUGGUGUCCUCGGUGAUGAUGGAACACAGACCCAUGUCCAUGAAACUGCUCAUGAGCCUGUCAUUCAGCAUGUUUGGCCAGCGGGCCUUCAUGAACCGCACGGUGGGGGAGAUCAUGUGGGGUUAUCGCGAUCCCCUCAUUGAUCUGCUGAAUAAAUACUUCCCUAACAUGUUGCCAUUUAAGGAUAAAUUUGGCUUAUUUUCACAGUUAAACGACUCCAAUUCAGGAUUGUUCACUGUGUUUACCGGGGUCAAAGACUUCAGCAAAAUCCAUCUGGUGGAUAAGUGGAAUGGUAAGAGCAAGUUAAACUUCUGGAAUUCAGACCAGUGCAAUAUGAUUAAUGGGACAGCUGGACAGAUGUGGGCCCCUUUCAUGACUCCAGAGUAUAACCUUCAAUUCUACAGCCCGGAGGCCUGUCGGUCUUUGAGUUUUGAAUAUGAAAAGUCAGGAGAGUUCAAAGGUAUUCCUACUUAUCGAUUUGUGGCCCCUAACACCAUAUUUGCCAACGGGUCUGUGUACCCACCGAAUGAAGGUUUCUGUCCUUGCCUGAAGUCGGGAAUCCAGAAUAUGAGCUCUUGUCAGUUAAGUGCCCCGCUCUUCCUUUCCCAACCACAUUUCUACAACGCCGAUCCAGAGCUGGUUGAAUCUGUGAUCGGGCUCCAUCCCAGCAAGGAAGAGCACUCCCUGUUCCUCGAGGUACACCCAGUAAGUCAGCGCACGCCUCCAGAGCGGGAAGGGGUCCCGGGCCAUGUCGUGUUGGGGAGGGCGCUGCCAGCCCGCUAAGGGCUUUCUUAUCGGAUGCAGCUGCGUGGUGCAGUAGAUAGAGUUCCAGGCCUGGAGUCAGGAAGAGCCAAGUUCGAAUACAUCCUCAGAGAAGCGGUGUGUCCCUCACUUAACCCUGUUUGCCUCAGUUUCCUUAUCUGUAAAAAUGAGCU
Vombatus ursinus (common wombat) is the source of this 1256-nucleotide messenger RNA. Its product is annotated as scavenger receptor class B member 1-like. Gene Ontology annotation, cellular component: caveola; cytoplasm. NCBI's taxonomy places the organism in Eukaryota, Metazoa, Chordata, Mammalia, Diprotodontia, Vombatidae. The transcript has 7 exons. The coding region runs from base 1 to 1104 and encodes 367 amino acids. Gene Ontology annotation, molecular function: low-density lipoprotein particle binding; lipid binding; scavenger receptor activity. The record is from RefSeq and is a predicted model, not a curated record. Gene Ontology annotation, biological process: plasma lipoprotein particle clearance; cholesterol efflux; recognition of apoptotic cell.